CCCUGCGGGUAUUCCAGUUGUGUUGCGGUUGUGUUGGUUGCGUAUCUGGAUUGUCGCUUGUUUGGGCAUCCGUGUCCGCAUCGUCUUCUUCGUUGUGAGCUGGCUUUGGUGGCCGUCGAAUCGUCGCAGGGCUCGAGCUCCACGCGAGCCUCGCACUCUGCCUCGCGGACCCCGCGCCAGGCGCCCGGGAUCCUUCCACCAGCCGUGACGGGCAGCGGCGGCGGUCUAGCAGCCCCCCAAACGCAGCCCGUUUGGAGGUGAGCUAGCGCCGUAAACAAGAGGGCCAGCCGGGAUUUUCGUCAAUCGGAGUUGCAGGUUCCAGCGGAAGGGGCUCGAAGAUGUGUGGGCUACUCGUGCGAUGAAAGGGAAACGCUUCCACCUGCUAGUGCGGCUCAAGUCUCUCUUCUGGCUGCCCGCGUAGCCCGCACACGGUGUCCGCGGACUGCUAUGCCGGUUGAGCGCUGCACUACAGGCCAGUUUCGGGCAGCUGAAACCAUUGCAGUGUUCUAGCCAGCAACAGCCGGCUGACCGAACGUGAAAUCGCAGUCUUCCCAGCACGCAGUGACUCCUUUUCGGUCCGGCACAGGGCGCCGUGGGCCGGCGAGGUUUACCCACCGGGGGGGCAGCAGCCAGCAUGCCUGUGCAGGCUCCGCCCCCUCAUUCGUGGGGCAGCAUGGCUGCAGCCGCAGCCCGCAAUGCCUGCUGUUGCUGCCGUGGCCGUGCUGCACCUCCUGAAGGAGGAUGUCACGCACCCCAGUGCCAUGCCCAUCACUCCCAACGACAGCAGCAGCAGCCGCAGCCGCAGCAGCAGCAGCAGCAGCAGCAGCCGCAGCAGCAGCAGCCGCAGCAGCACCAUCAUCAUCAGCAGCAGCGGAAGCAGCAGCAGCAACCGCGGCAGAGGUGCCAUCUACCUGAGAAUGGACUUCCCCCGCGCCUUCACCUAGUCUCUGCGCCCCCUCCUCCACCCGUGGCGGCAGCAGUGGCAGCUGGUACCCCUGUGGUUCCAGCAGUUGCACCUGCUGGUGCCACUGGAGCUCCGGAAGAGAGUGCCGAGCAAGCAGUUACACGGUGUGUCCACGAGAUGGCACUCCUUCUCAGGCCUGCUGCUCAGGGUGGGUGUUGGCUGAGCCGGCCCUUGCAACGCAAGCUGGUUGCCCUGGUGCACUGCUCGUUGUCCGAGCCAGAGGGGCGGGCCCGGGCGGCCCGUGCAGCACGCUCGCUGGGCGAGCGCUGUGCCCUUGAGCUUCUCCUCCAGCACCACCAGCACAGCCAGGCUGGCGGCGGAGCAGGCGGAGGGGGCCAACAGCUGAGCGCUGCCCUGUGGGCAGCCGUACGUGCCCGUGGCUGCCAGUUUCUGGGGCCCCACAUGCAGGAGGAAGUGUUGAGGCUGGUCCUCCUUGCCCUCGAAGAUGGGUCACCCCUGUCGCGCAAGGUAUUGGUGCUGUUCGUGGUUCAGCGCCUGGCGCCGCAUUUCCCCCAGGCAUCAAAGACCAGCAUUGGCCAUGUGGUGCAGCUGCUCUACAGGGCAUCUUGCUUCAAGGUGUCCAAGCGAGAAGGCGACUCAUCGCUGAUGCAGCUCAAGGAAGAGUUCUGCACGUAUGAGGCUCUGCGGAGAGAGCAUGACGCGCAGAUUGUCCAGAUUGCCAGCGAGGCAGGCCUGCGGAUCGCACCUGAGCAGUGGUCAUCGCUUCUCUAUGGCGAUGCGGCUCACCGGUCGCAUAUGCAGUCGCUGGUGGACAAACUGCAGAGCCCGCAGUCCUUUGCCCAGAGCGUUCACGAGCUGUCGCUUGCGCUGCAGAGGACGGGCGACCCUGCGGGACUGGCUGCGCUGCGGCCACACUUUGAUUUCCUUGCCCGUUGGGAACCGCCGCCAGACGGUGGUGCACCGACGUGGGAGGAACUGAGGAGGUGUGUUCUGGCAGCCCGUGCCUGCCUUCAAGGGCUGGUGGCAUUCAUGGGGGCAUUUGGGGGUCGGCGAAUGAACGGAGGGGGUGGAGGAGCCCCGCCGCCGUCGUCUCCACCCGGGAGGGGCAGGGCCGAGACGGGGGGUGGCAGUCCGAGCCACAACUCGGGUGGGUCCCGCUACAAAACGAGCCUGUGCCGGGAUGUGGUCCAGCGUGGCUCAUGCCCUCGUGGGGCCCACUGCACCUUUGCUCAUUCCCAGGAGGAGAUGGACAGAAAACCACCUUAUGUCCGACGAAACCGGUACCGAAAAGUCUUCACCGCGAAAAAGCACAGUGCGCCUGUGCAGAAUUCGCCGCCAUCUGAAAGGUACCGUGCAAGGCGGCCUCCAAGGACGUCUGUAGAUAUGUCCAAGCCCGGUGUCAGUAAUGAAUCCCAGGCUGCCAGCACCAGGAUCUAUGAAGCAGGCCGAAGCACCGACCACAUGCUGGCAGCUUGUCCGCCAGUACCGAUCAGCCUGUGCGAGUCGCCGCCGCCACCCAUGCUAGCCCCUCCUCUUUCCCUAUGUUUGGAUCCUGGGCCUCCACCUGUUGUCCCAAUCGGCCUCAAUCCCGAAAGCCCGGCCUUCCACCCGGACGAGCCCUGGCUCAGCCCUUCUCCACCAUGCCAGGAUGAUGACGAUGACUGGGGCUCCAGCCAUGGGUCCUGUGAGAGCUCUACCUCGAGCCAUCAUCCCACUAGACCUUGCCCAUCCGAGGAGGACCCCUUGGUACCCUUUGACCCUCCCCUGGUCUCCAAAUAUGGCCCCAUCUCCCGCUGUGCACGAACCCUCGUCAGAGGGCCUGCUCCUAUCCAGGUGACGUCCCGGCAACCUCAGGAACUGACAAGCCCCACUGCUGCCUUGCGUUUGCCCUUGCCAUCGGCUGCAGCUGCCCCUUCGCUCUACGCACAGGGUUUUGCCCUCCUCCCUAGUGACCUGGCCUAUGGAGCUUUGGCCGAUCCUCCUCCUCCACUGCUGUACCCUUUCAACGGGACACGCCCUUUCACCCCCCCUGCGGGAGCCCUGCCGGCCACUCCACCGGCACUCGUCACGCCUCCUACAAAGGGAAGUGAGUCCUGGGCGGGGCAGCCCCAGGUGCCAACGUCUGUGGGUCCCUGGCUCCUAAACCAGCUGGAAGAGUCGGCACAGUUCUGCUCCGACAACUGCUGGACCCACCAAGGACAUUAGGAAAGAUACACUGGAUUCCCCUCCGGGGCAAGUCACACAAGUGUUAGUGGACAAGUCCUGGCAUCAGAGCAGCAUCAACCCAGCCUGCUCACCUGGCAUCAAGAGGAAGCCAGCCAAAUUGUCAUGAUAUGGGAGGAGAAAAAGGGCGGCCCCAUGCUGCUAUUCACCUCUGAGGUCAGACGGCGCCUUACAUUUGUGUGGAAAGGGCGAUAUCCGGCCCCUCUACUUGCUGUCAAAGUUGAUGAGAAGGACAGGGGCUGUUGGCGUGCAGCAUGCCAAGUUUUGUCCAGCGCGUCAAUGUCCAAGACUUUUCACCGCUCAUCGACUCGGAAAUUUCUGGAAAAAAAACAAAGCCUCAAUUUCUUUCGUUGUGUGUGCUGUAGCACAUGCCUGGCUGGCCAAAGGGCGCUCACUGUGCAGUGUUUUAAAAGCACAGUGGCGUGUAGGCUUCACUGCAAAUUAGAAUGGUAAUCCUAAUGAACGAGAGGGAGGUCUGUGGGAAGUGGUGGAUUAUUGGUGUGUGUUGUAAUGCACCACAUCUGUCACUUCCUUGCCAGACACUGCGCGUGUGCUUUUAUAAGCAGAGCUAUCCAGGUGACGGUCGCAGUGCGACUCUUGAGGCCUUGGGACUAUUUGGGAUGUUGUUAAAAUUAAAUUGAUCAGCAAGGAGUGCACUUGUAAGAAGGAAAAAAAAAAGCACAUCUUUGCUGAGCACAAAUGUAGUUAUAUAGUGACCCUUUUCUCUGUGUGUUGUAUGUCCAAUUCACUAUAGCCAAAGUGUAGGUGGCUGUUUCCUGGUCAUUUAUUUUCUUUUUUUAAAUUGUUGCUGUCACACGCCCCUCGAAAUCUAGUUCAUUGUAAUGUUCGACCCAGGUAUGAAUGUAUCACGGUAUGAAAGUCACUAGACUAUGAGGAAACAUUGUUAUUGACUUCUGAGGGGUGGACUGUAGUCUUCCACGACAAAACUACCGCUUGUCACUCUCCACUUCAGGCCCGUUUCUUAUGUACAUCCUCAUAUUGUUAAGUUUAGUGUGAUAUAGAAUAGUUGCUGGACAGUUAUUACAGAACUGCAGUUGACUCAUGGUAAUUCUAACUCCUUUAUGAAAUCGUCUGUUAAGUCAAACAUAUUUCUAAUUUUUGUGGCUCUGCUUUAUUUUCAAGACAUUAAAACUGCACUACACUCGAAUCUCAUUAAUUCAAACACGCUUAAUUCGAACUUCCGGUUAAUUUGAACUUACGCUGUGGUCCUGUGAAAGCUAUGUGUAUUCCAAUUGGUGAAAACGCCCUGUAAUUCGAACGCGCAAGCACUUGCGACGGUUAAUUCGAACAUACCGCUCUUCGAAAAUGCUCUCAAUACCACGCCAAAUCCCGCGACAGCACCUCCGACACCUCAAUGCUGCGCGCGAGGAAGGGAAAGAAAAGGCUGCAGCGGAAUAUUUGCUCUCUCUCAAAUGCCUAUCUGCGGCGUGCCUAUGUUGCUAUUCUCUUUUUUCUGUCCUUGCCACGUAGAGACCUUCUUUCAAUGCCGCGCAUGAAGAGAGAGAGGGAAAAAAAGAAGAAAGCUGUCGCGGAGUGUUGGCUCUCUCUCUAAUGCUGAUCUGCGGCGCGCUGGUGCCACGCUUCCCCUUUCCUGUCCCUGCCACGUAACGUAGAGACCCUUGUCCUUUGAGCGCUGCUCGCGAACAGGGCAAAAAAAAAAAAAAACCCCGCUACAGAGUAUUAAUUCUCUCUCCAAUGCCGAUCUGCUCAUCGCCCCGCGUUGAGACGCUCCUUCUUUCUCUUCAUGUGCUGGCUACGCUCCAGCUGCCAUCGCUGUCGUCGUCUUUAGAGAGUGUUAGCACUGUACUUAGCUGCGCGUUACUUCUCCUGCCAGGAGAACGCUGAAGCCGAAGUUAAAAUGCUUCACAAACUGCGUGCAAAAUUCACUGCAAGACAAACGUGUGCAGACGUGGAUCACCGAUUACUUCAGUUAAUGACGGAUGUCCUGUGAUUUGUGAAUAAAUGUAAGUCUUCUGAAGCUUCCCUCUCGUGUGUUAGCUCAACGCACAUGCGCCACUGCGUGGUGAGCCCUCUAUUCUUUUAGCUUUCAUUAAUUCGAACUUCUUUUUAAUUCAAACAAAUUUUCGGGCCCCUUCGAGUUCGAAUUGUCGAGAUUCGAUCGUAUUAACUUAAUUCUGUCGUUUGAUACUUUUUGCUUCUCUGUACCAAAAAUAUUAGCAGUCUGUGUUCUUGUUUUUCCUGAUAUGUUGAAUUGUGUUAUACAUACACUUUCAUCAAAUAAUUCUGGGUCCUCUUGAGUUUGAAUUAAAGAGUCUGCUGCAAUUCUAUUGCUAUGUAGAGCUGCUUUAGAGUACUCUGUUCAACUUCAGCUAUUCUGCAUCGUACACUGAUGGCAAGAUAACUCUGAUAGCUGUUGUUGUAAUGGAGCUUCAUGAAGUCACUUUCAAUCCAGGCCAUUGUUUAGAACCCUAUGCACCAGGUGCUUUAUAUUAGGUAGUUUCCCACCUUGCUUUAUUUUAAAGCUCUCAAAUUAAGCAAAAAUGUUACAUAAUCUUAUUCCGUAAGCAGUAGGCUACAGUUGCAUUCUCUUUAAGGCCAUUGGCACUUUUGUUUUCUAACAUAGCAUGGCGAAGAGUGUGUACACGUGCGCCAAUUUCUAUUUGGUCGCAGGCUUAGCACUACAUAUGCUUCACAUGAAGUAGCAGCAAGUGCCAGCUAGUGCUUCGAGACUGCUGUUGUGUUGCUUCACAUUCCUCAGCCAUUUCCUUUUAGCAAUUAACGCUACUGUGUUGCUCAACAUUAUACUGCAUUUGGAAUAUUUAUAAAUUGUAAUGAAGCAGAUUCCAAUGUUUGUUGUCUAAAGUGCAAAAUAAUGCCUUUUUAUGGUCAUACACUGGUCAUGGUCAUUAUGAUCCUUUUGAGCCAUUGCCUGCACACGCUGUCGCAUCACAAAUUGCUUGCAUAGCACCUCCCUUUCUUGCAACACUUUGCAUAACACCGGUCCCCAGUGAUGUGUAUUAUAUUUGUGCAUAGUGUACGCUAUGGUAUAGACCACUUAUAACGUAAGUCGCGGGAGUCUCGAAUAUCCGCCCUAUUAGCGGUACCGCACUAUAACCAAAACAUCUCGAAUAUACGCACUAUUAGCGAUACUGCACUAUAAUCAAGAGUCUUUUUCAAGAGGUGCGUUUGUGCAAAACCUGUUGAGCAUCCAGUUUCGUGUGUCCGAGAAUCGCAGCAUGUGAUGGGUGGUGCUUACAACCGUUUAAGUUUCCGAAUGUUAAGAAAAAAUAACAUCCCAAGACAUGCGUUACCAAGGUAAGAAAUGAACAA
This is a messenger RNA of Rhipicephalus microplus (southern cattle tick), 6460 nucleotides long. RefSeq lists its product as uncharacterized. Gene Ontology annotation, molecular function: double-stranded RNA binding; ubiquitin protein ligase activity; metal ion binding. NCBI's taxonomy places the organism in Eukaryota, Metazoa, Arthropoda, Arachnida, Ixodida, Ixodidae. Gene Ontology annotation, biological process: nuclear-transcribed mRNA catabolic process, deadenylation-dependent decay; ubiquitin-dependent protein catabolic process; protein polyubiquitination. Gene Ontology annotation, cellular component: cytoplasmic stress granule. The record is from RefSeq and is a predicted model, not a curated record.